CAGUGAAGAAAUUUGUGAAAAAUCUGUGUUUUGUUAUCAUAUUUUCCGAAAAGUAAUGUAGCCUACCGAUUAUUUACAUAUGCACACUAUUAUUAUUGGACACUGAUUACUAUGAAAAUAAUAUUCGAUGCCAUGAAAGCAGGUUAAUCCAGUGACGAGUCAGAAGCGCUUAUUACAGCGGCCUAGAAACAUGUGAACAUUUGAUUUAAUGUGGAAUUAGCAGCCUUCCAAGAGGGCCAACAAAGCAUCGAUGACUCUGCAACUUGUCUUAAAUGACGCACAAGCCAAGUGAUUACGUAUCUGAAGAAAACUAUUGUUCUUUGUUCUGUUCUUGGUUUCCUUGUCCGUAAAAAUCGGCUAGAUGGCGCCAUUGCUCCAUGCUGUAGCACAUAAAUUCAACAACUUGACCCCACUGACGUCAAGACGGUCUGGCGCAUCAAGGCCACUUUCAAAACCCUAUUGGUCUGAAAAUCACAUGACAAAGCGCCUUGAAUCCAUAAUUAUGUUGCUGAUAUUUUUCGCCCCCCCAAAAGAUGUCAGCGUCCUACUGUCCUCAUCCACUUCGGCAUAAAGGAGAUUGUUUUGAAUCAAACGGAAAACAAGGCAAGUAGCAAAAUGUCAUGUCCGAACAACGUGGCAGCCAAUACAUUCCUGAUGGACUCGCUGGUGGGACGAACAUCUCCUUACAGAGGUGAGAGCUAUUCCACUAACUAUGGAAUGUAUAUGCAAACGUCUGCAGAAUAUGGUUGCUCCAUGAUGGGUAGUUUUGGUAUUGUUGGUACCCCUCUCUCCAAACGGGAUGAUCUGCAACCGAGUGGGAUGCAUCACAGCAGUUACCAGCACUCACAUUACCUGUCGCAGCGGGACAAUUGGAUCGCAGGCUCUAAAACUUACAGAGGUUCACAACCUGUUGCCCAGCCUUUGCACCCUUGCUCGUUUCCAGACAGUAAUGUGAAAGAGGAAGCGAUUCCUUGUCUUUACCAGCCUGAUAUCGACAGCGCUAAAGAGUCCGCUGAAAAAUCCACCUACAUCCGUCUGGGAGACAAUAACAGCCACCCGAGUCAAAGCGCUGUCUCCAUCCCUGAUUAUUUCCGACGGAGCCAGGUGUACGCCAGUGAAAGGGGCCACCAUGGAGAUGAGUUCGGCUCGGACUUUAACCCAAUACCCAGAAUAUCCACGUCUGUUGAAGCACUAGCAGCAGAUUCCUAUAUCAAAAGCAGCAAAGCAAGGCAGGACCCAGAAGACAAGGGAGGGAAUACGCAGGAAGACGACAUGGAUCAGAGACAGACUAGAAACAAGGAGAGUGUCUCAAAAACAGACAGUUGUUCUGAUGAUUCCGAGAGCGAUUUGAAAGAUGAGGCUAAAUUGGAAAAAACAACGGGGAACUGGCUAAAAGCGAAAAGUGGACGAAAGAAGAGAUGUCCUUACACAAAGCAUCAGACACUUGAGCUGGAGAAGGAGUUCUUGUUCAACAUGUACUUGACUCGAGAGCGCCGUCUGGAGAUCAGCAAGAGUAUCAACCUCACAGACAGACAGGUCAAGAUCUGGUUCCAAAACAGAAGGAUGAAGCUAAAGAAGCUCAACAGAGAAAGUCGCGUCCGAGAGCUAACAGGCUAUAGCUUCAACUGAGCGCUUUAGACAGACAAAGGAAAGAUAAGAAAUUACAUGUUCUCUCUUAUCCACACAUGUACAAAUACAAAAUAGCAAAGCACUGGUUCAUGACUUUUAAUGCAAAGGGACUGGAACAUCCUGCAAACAAUAUUACAUUUAGUUUACAUCAGUGCCUAAUUUAUCAUUGUUAAAUAGACCAGAAUAAUAAUUGUAAAUAUGCCAGUAGCGUAAGAAAAGGAUGCUUGGUGCAAAUAUUCGUGGCAGAUUUGUAUU
Molecule: messenger RNA, 1884 nt
Organism: Sinocyclocheilus anshuiensis
Lineage: Eukaryota; Metazoa; Chordata; Actinopteri; Cypriniformes; Cyprinidae
Product: homeobox protein Hox-C10a-like
Exons: 4
Coding region: 616-1629 (337 amino acids)
Biological process (GO): regulation of transcription by RNA polymerase II
Cellular component (GO): nucleus
Molecular function (GO): RNA polymerase II cis-regulatory region sequence-specific DNA binding; DNA-binding transcription factor activity, RNA polymerase II-specific
Source: RefSeq, a predicted model, not a curated record